CUGUAAAGAGCGCAGCGCAGCGCAGACUAGAGGAGUGUGUGUGGGGUCGCGACUGAGAGGCGCACAAUCACAAUGCGGGAGAUCGUGCACAUCCAGGCGGGCCAGUGCGGCAACCAGAUCGGAACGAAGUUCUGGGAGGUGAUCAGCGGCGAACACGGCAUCGAUCCCGCGGGAAACUACGUGGGCGACUCGGCGCUGCAGGUGGACAGGAUCAGCGUGUACUACAACGAGGCGUCCUCUCACAAAUAUGUACCUCGAGCAAUUUUGGUGGACCUAGAACCAGGAACCAUGGACAGUGUUCGUUCCGGGGCUUUUGGGCAGCUUUUCAGACCGGACAACUUCAUUUUUGGGCAAACAGGUGCGGGCAACAACUGGGCCAAGGGCCAUUACACGGAGGGGGCGGAGCUCGUGGACUCGGUGCUGGACGUGGUGCGGAAGGAGUGCGAGCACUGCGACUGCCUGCAAGGCUUCCAGCUCACGCACUCGCUGGGUGGCGGCACGGGCUCCGGCAUGGGCACCCUGCUCAUCAGCAAGAUUCGCGAGGAGUACCCUGAUCGCAUCAUGAACACCUUCAGCGUCAUGCCCUCGCCCAAGGUGUCCGACACGGUCGUGGAGCCUUACAACGCCACGCUGUCCGUGCACCAGCUGGUGGAGAACACCGACGAGACGUACUGCAUCGACAACGAGGCGCUGUACGACAUCUGCUUCCGCACGCUCAAGCUGAGCACGCCCACCUACGGGGACCUCAACCACCUGGUGUCGGCCACCAUGAGCGGCGUCACCACAUCGCUGCGCUUCCCGGGCCAACUCAAUGCCGAUCUCCGUAAGCUGGCCGUGAACAUGGUGCCCUUCCCCCGCCUGCACUUUUUCAUGCCGGGCUUCGCUCCCCUCACCAGCAGGGGGAGCCAGCAGUACCGUGCCCUAACUGUGCCCGAGCUCACCCAGCAGAUGUUCGAUGCCAAGAACAUGAUGGCGGCCUGCGAUCCGCGCCACGGGCGCUACCUGACCGUGGCCACCGUCUUCCGCGGGCCCAUGUCCAUGAAGGAGGUGGAUGAGCAGAUGCUGGCUAUCCAGAAUAAGAACAGCAGCUACUUCGUGGAAUGGAUCCCUAACAACGUGAAGGUGGCCGUGUGCGACAUCCCACCACGCGGCCUCAAGAUGUCUUCCACGUUCAUCGGUAACAGCACGGCCAUCCAGGAGCUCUUCAAGCGCAUCUCCGAGCAGUUCUCGGCCAUGUUCCGCCGCAAGGCCUUCUUGCACUGGUUCACGGGCGAAGGCAUGGACGAGAUGGAGUUCACCGAGGCCGAGAGCAACAUGAAUGACCUGGUGUCCGAGUACCAGCAGUACCAGGAGGCCACGGCCAAUGAUGGCGAAGAGGCGUUUGAGGAUGAGGAAGAGGAGAUCAACGAGUGAUGGGCAGUUUGCCACCUCUUUAAAGUGCAAGAUUGUUCUUCCUGUGGAGUAAUGCACUGAGUUACAUCAAAGUAUUAUAGUGAAAUGUUUGAAGCUCUGAAGUUGCUUCCAAAAGAGCUUGAAAGCCUCUUGAGGUGAUGUGAGGAAUAUUUUCAAUAAAAAUCAUUAGCAAAA
Molecule: messenger RNA, 1587 nt
Organism: Scleropages formosus (Asian bonytongue)
Lineage: Eukaryota; Metazoa; Chordata; Actinopteri; Osteoglossiformes; Osteoglossidae
Gene: tubb6
Product: tubulin, beta 6 class V
Exons: 4
Coding region: 73-1413 (446 amino acids)
Biological process (GO): microtubule-based process
Cellular component (GO): microtubule
Molecular function (GO): GTPase activity; GTP binding; structural constituent of cytoskeleton
Source: RefSeq, a predicted model, not a curated record